Dunckerocampus dactyliophorus (ringed pipefish) is the source of this 1823-nucleotide messenger RNA. It is a transcript of the gene fbxl22, whose product is annotated as F-box and leucine-rich repeat protein 22. Gene Ontology annotation, biological process: positive regulation of protein ubiquitination; SCF-dependent proteasomal ubiquitin-dependent protein catabolic process. Gene Ontology annotation, cellular component: SCF ubiquitin ligase complex. NCBI's taxonomy places the organism in Eukaryota, Metazoa, Chordata, Actinopteri, Syngnathiformes, Syngnathidae. The record is from RefSeq and is a predicted model, not a curated record. The transcript is spliced from 2 exons. Gene Ontology annotation, molecular function: protein binding. Bases 226 to 1041 code for a protein of 271 amino acids.
GACAUUGUGAAGAGGUUUCAGUGCAUGUGGUGUAUUUGUACCAGAUAACUAGGACACGAUAGUGUAAACAUCUGCUUCACCCCAGUGGGCUGUUGGCCGCCUGUUGAGAGCAAUGACAGAUGGAAAGGGAGCGUGUGGCUCAAACACUUCCCUCUUUGAUUGUACUGGCAGUUGUCUUCCCAAAAUAGCCUCCACUCCACAGCCUUAUAUGUGCAGGCCUCCAGCAUGUGCCUGAGGAGGCAUCAUGUAUCUAGGCCACACAAUACAAGCUGCAGGCUCAUUGUUGCUGCCUACCAUCAGGCCUGUCUGCGCACCAGAGACAAGGCCUCUCUGUCAGUCUUGGGACGAGACACCAUGCAUCUCAGCCAGCUCAACCGCGAGUGUCUCCUGCACCUUUUCUCCUUCCUGGACAAGGACAGCCGAAGGAGUUUGUCUCUCACCUGCGAGCGGCUGCGGGACGUCUUCCUGGACCCCCGCCUCUGGAACCUGCUCCACUUCACCUCGCCCUCUCAACUGAGGAGGGACAACUUUGUGCUGGGACCCUCUCUGCGAUACCUGUCUGUCUGCUGGUACUCCAGCAGGGUCCUGAAGGUGUGCAACAUCGAGGACUGGUUGAAGAGCUCCUUCCAGAGAGACAUCUGCAGCAAACAUGAGGGACUGGUCAGCACCUUCCUUGCUCGUGUCUGCAGCAUGUGCCCUAACCUGCUGUCUUUAAAGCUGGCUGGCUGCGGUCACAUCACCGAUCAGGAUGUAAUCUCCCUGCUGCAGAGCUGCAGGAAGCUGCGCCACCUCCAACUAGAGAACUGCGUCCGCAUCACAGACCACAUCCUGGACGGGGUGGUGGCUCACGGCGCCAGUUUGGAGGAGGUCAGGGUGGACUUCUGCAGGAACAUCACACCAGAGGGGCUGAGGGCCGUGCAAGAGAAAAGGCCUAACGUCCGGCUGUGCGCCGAGAGGAGUGCAGGCAUGAUACCAGACAGCAAGCCUGAGGAGAAGGUGCCUCUCAGGAGAACUUUGCAGAAACUUCUGCUGUUCUCCUGAGAGCAGAACAGGAUUUGGGUGUUUUAGAAUUGGGUUUGUUUUCAUAGUGUGUUUUUGUACCUUAUUUUCCACACCGUAUGCACUCACAGACACCCCACUAAAUACAACUGCACAAUCAUCUAACGAGAUCCAAAACCAGAGCUGCAAGAGUGCAAGGCGAUGAACAUUCCCCUGCUCCACCAGUAAAGUUAUCAUGGAGGAGUGGAAGAGGAUCCUAUGCAGCUCUGGUGAAUUCCAUUACCAAAACCAUUAAGCCAGUGCUGGAUAACAAAGGUGCUCAUACCAUAUAAUAACAUAAUAAUAACACUUUGGACACAAUUUGGAGGUGUACUCACUUGUGUCGCCAACUAUGUAGACAAUAAUGGCUGUGUGUUGACUUAUUUUCAGUGGAUAACACACCUAUACCUCACUGCUAUACAAUCCGCACACUGACUACUUGAAAGUAUAUCCAAAUUUCUCUUCUACAGUAUUGUCCCUUGAGAAGAUGUAAUAAAAUGGAUGCUGAAAUGUGAGGGUUUUACUCACUUUUGUGAGCUACUGGAAACCGCUAAUAGGAUACCACUAUCAAUAAAAAGUGAGACUGGAUUGUUUUGAUACAGUUACGCUGCUAAUAUGUCCCAAUAAUUAAUUCCACAAACUCAUGAAAGGAAGUCUUAAGUGCACUAUUGUUCUUAAUUAUAGUCAAUCAGCAGUUUUAGUUACUACACCACUAUAGUCCUAAAAUAAAUGUUUCAGACAGAAAUAUUGCAUUUUGCAUGCAAAUAUUUGCAUUUGAUGAUGCC